CUCCAACAAACACACAAAGAGAAAAGAGUUACUUACUUACACGUACACGAGUCCCUCCCUCCAACCCAAAACAGUACCCUUUUUCCCAGGCCGCAACAAACAUACAAGAAACCGAGUUCGGAACCAGAAGCAAUAAACCAAUCAUCACCACAAUGAUGAAGUGGAGGCAGAGCGAUCUGGACGUGAUCCUGGUUCCGAUGGCCUUGAUGGUGAUCGCCGGCUACCACGCCUGGCUCUGGCACAAGGUCCGCACCCAGCCCCUCUCCACCACCCUCGGCACCAACGCCGCCGGCCGCCGAUACUGGGUCGCCGCCAUGAUGAAGGACAACGAGAAGAAGAACAUCCUGGCGGUUCAAACACUGAGGAACCUGAUCAUGGGCUCCACGCUGAUGGCCACGACGUCGAUCCUCCUCUCGGCGGGCUUAGCCGCCAUCAUCAGCAGCACCUACAGCGUCAAGCGGCCCCUAAACGACACCGUUUUCGGUGCCCAGGGUGACUUCAUGAUGGCCGUGAAAUACGUCACCAUCCUCACCAUCUUCCUCUUCUCCUUCUUCUGCCACUCCCUCUCCAUCCGCUUCGUCAACCAGGUCAACCUCCUCAUCAACACGCCUCAAAGUCAAGAUCCCGCCGCCGACGGCCACGUUAUCGUCACCCCGGAGUACGUCGCCGACCUCCUGGAGAAGGGUUUCGUACUCAACACGGUGGGCAACCGACUCUUCUACGCCGCGCUGCCGCUUCUUCUCUGGAUCUUCGGCCCGGUGCUUGUGUUCCUCUGCUCCGUCGCCAUGGUCCCCGUCCUCUACAACCUCGACUUUCUGUUUGGUGUCGGCGGUGACGGAGCUGGUGGGAAGAGGAAACCCGCCGCCGACCACCGUCGUCAGGGCUCGAGUUUGGUGUAGAAAGUAAUGUCUGUGGUGGGCACGUAACGUAAUGCUGGAUCGGCUGUUUUUUAACUUUCAAAGUGUUGUUGAAUCAUAAUUAUUAUUAUUAUCCAUCGGUGGUUGUGUAUUAUGUGACAUUUUGAUAAUUGAGUGGGUGUAUGUUUUAUUUACGUGGUGUCGCUUAUUUGAUGAUUUGCUUGUACCAGAUCUAGAAAUUUUUAACAGGGUGUCCUCUUAAAAAAAAAAAAAUCAUAAAUAAAAAAAUAUCAAACUAGUACAAAUUUUAACAUAUGGCCACGACGUGUUUUUAUAUUCUGAAAAAGAAUAAAAAAUAGGCUUGGUAAAUUGCUCAACAAAUAUGUAUAUCUUACUAGACAAUAGUUCACGAACUGAGUAUGGAUUUCUAACCUUGUUAUUGAUGUAACUCAAAGUUGAAAAGACUCUUUCAACACUUGUUGUGUAACCAUAAAAUCAAUUCAAAUUAAGGGUAGCCCGUAAUUAGUUUAAUUGUUAGGUUUUGGAAAUAUUCGGGGAUAAGGAAUAACUUUUAACUAUUAUGUAGUGUUUAAAAUAGAACAACAAAUGAGUUGCAACUCAAUGGAGGACAAUGUUUAAAAAAUAUAGUAUAUCCUAAGUUUGAAUAACACAGACUAUCGCUUAUUUUUUUAAGUAUACGCAAACUAAUACUGGGGAUAGUAUUAUCGUUGUAGCGAUGUCCCGAAUCACUAAGUAUAAUUUUUUUAUCCAUACAAAACUAUUACAGGGGGUUGAAUAAUCGUAUUCCUGAAUU
This is a messenger RNA of Linum trigynum, 1671 nucleotides long. The record is from the annotation of a GenBank genome assembly. Lineage: Eukaryota; Viridiplantae; Streptophyta; Magnoliopsida; Malpighiales; Linaceae.